GGCGUGGGGCGACCGAGGAAGGCUGGUGCGGGGCUGUGACUUUGAGACGUGCGCUAUGAUGCGGCUGCUGUUUCCUCCUCUGAAAGCGGUGCUGGGCAGUGCAGGCGUCCGGCUGCUGGCUGCUGGGGGAGCUCGCCGGUGUGGUUGCCAUUAUGGGCAAAAGCUAUCUCUCUUGCAAAGACAGCACAGUACUCUGUCUGAAGUAGCUUUGCAGUCUGGAAGGGGGGCAGUGUCUAUCCCCACGAAGGCUGCCCAGCGCAUUAUGGGUCGUUGGCUCUUGGUCUGCAGUGGAACAGUAGCAGGAGCGGUUAUUCUUGGUGGAGUGACUAGGUUGACAGAGUCUGGGCUUUCCAUGGUAGAUUGGCACUUGAUAAAAGAAAUGAAACCACCCACAAACCAAGAAGAGUGGGAAGCAGAGUUCCAAAAAUACCAGCAGUUUCCAGAAUUUAAAAUCUUGAACCAUAACAUGACAUUGGCGGAAUUCAAGUUUAUCUGGUACAUGGAAUACUCACACAGAAUGUGGGGACGGAUUGUGGGCCUAGCAUAUAUCAUUCCCACUGUCUACUUUUGGAGAAAGGGCUGGCUCACCCAUGGCAUGAAAGGUCGUGCUCUUGCCCUCUGUGGUUUAGUCUGUUUCCAGGGACUGUUGGGGUGGUAUAUGGUGAAGAGUGGAUUAGAAGAAAAGCCAGAUUCUUAUGACAUCCCUCGGGUGAGCCAGUAUCGUCUGGCCGCUCACUUGGGUUCUGCCCUUGUCCUCUACUGUGCCAGCUUAUGGACCGGACUCUCCCUCUUGCUUCCUCGAGACAAGUUGCCAGAAACCCGAAAGCUCUUGCAGCUGAGGCGAUUUGCUCAUGGGACAGCAGGCCUGGUUUUCCUUACAGCUCUUUCAGGAGCCUUUGUGGCAGGCCUGGAUGCUGGACUUGUGUACAACUCCUUUCCUAAGAUGGGAGACUGCUGGAUCCCAGAGGAUCUCUUUAUCUUCUCUCCAAUCCUUAGAAAUGUCUUUGAGAAUCCAACCAUGGUGCAAUUUGAUCAUCGAGUCCUGGGAAUCGCUACAGUCACAGCCAUUACUGGGCUUUACUUCUUCUCCAGGAGAAUCCCUCUUCCUCGAAGGGCCAGAAUGGCAGUGGCAGCAUUGCUGACUAUGGCUUAUGCACAGGUGGGCUUGGGCAUUAGUACUCUACUAACGUAUGUUCCAACUCCUUUGGCUGCAGUUCACCAGUCAGGAUCCCUCGCUUUGCUCAGCAUUGCCCUUUGGCUUAUGAACGAACUGAGGCGAAUCCCAAAGUAAUGCCCAGGCAGGUAUUUUUCUGGACUGUGCCCAGGCUUUUGAGAGCUCUGUAGAGGGCAUGAGGCUUCCCUCCUGCUGAAUUAAAGAAAUGAUGUAUGUGAUAGAUCAGAAGAUCAAGAAUAAAGUUAUUGAGCUGAGGAUUCUUUUUCAGACUAAACAAACUACUCUUCUUCCAUAAGUUCUCACUUGCUUUUUAAUGUGCUAUUAAGAUCCCUUCCAACUUUCACUACUCUGAUUCUUUUGAUACAGCAAUACCACUGAUAGGUCUGUAUCUCAAAGAAUUGGGAGGGAGGGAAGGAAAAAAAAAACUUUUUGUACAAACAUACAAAACUAUAGUAGUUCCUUUUGUGGGAACUAAAAUAUGAAAAUUUUCUUUUUUAUUUAUUCAUUUUCAACAUUUACUUUUAUAAGAUUUAAAUUUUCAUUUUUUUCUUCUGCUCUCCCCUCUCCAGUAUGACAAGCAAUCUGAUAUGGCUAUAUGCAGUGAUAUUAGAUAUAUUUUUAUGUCAGUCAUGUUGUUAAAGAAGAAUGGAAAAAAGAAACUACAUGAAAGAAGAAACAAACAAAAAAUGGUAAUAGUGUACUUUGAUCUUUAUUCAGAUUCCAUAGUUUGUUCUUUGGGUUUGGACGACAUUUUUCAUCAUGAGUGUUUUGGAAUUGUCUUAGGUCAUUGUAUGGCUGAGAAGAGCAAAGUCUUUCACAGUUGAUCAUUUGCACAGUGUUGAUGUUACUGUGUGCAAUAUUCUCCUAGUUCUGCUCACUUCACUCAGCAUCAAUUCAUGUAAAUCUUUCCAGGUUUUUCUGGUCAUCAGUUCUUAUGGAACUAUUCUAUUAUAUCCACAUACCACGACCUAUGCCAUUCCCCGAUGGACAUCUCUCAAGAAAUAGACAUUGCGAGAAGAUACCCAUCAGUUAAGAGUGCCUGAACAAGUUGUGGUGUAAGAUUGUAAUGGAAUAUUACUGUGCUUUAGGAAAUGAUGAGCACUCAAAAAAACCUCAUGAACUGAUGGAAAAUAAAGUGAGCAGAACCAGAAUAACAUUGCAACAUACAAUAUUACUGUUGCAGUAUAUAGAAUUGUGAAGAAUUUGGCUAUUCUCAGCAAGACAAGCCAUUCGCAAAGGACUCAUGAUGAAAAAUACUGUACAUAUCCAGAGAGAGAACUGAUGUUGUUUGAAUACAGACUGAAGCAUACUAAUUUUUUCAUUUUUUUCUUUUUUUUUGGUUUGAGUUUUCUUGUACAAAAUGCCUAAUGUGGAAAUAUUUUACAUGAUCAUACCUGUAUAUCCAGAUUGCUUACCAUUUCAGGGAGAGGGAAAAGAGAAAGGGAAAGAUAGAAUGUGGAACUUCAAACUUAAAAAUUGUUAUUUUUAUAUGUAAUUGGUGAAAAAAAUAAAAUACAAUUUUAAAAGAA
This is a messenger RNA of Antechinus flavipes (yellow-footed antechinus), 2703 nucleotides long. It is a transcript of the gene COX15, whose product is annotated as cytochrome c oxidase assembly protein COX15 homolog. Gene Ontology annotation, cellular component: mitochondrial inner membrane. Gene Ontology annotation, biological process: heme A biosynthetic process. The coding region runs from base 56 to 1291 and encodes 411 amino acids. The record is from RefSeq and is a predicted model, not a curated record. Lineage: Eukaryota; Metazoa; Chordata; Mammalia; Dasyuromorphia; Dasyuridae. Gene Ontology annotation, molecular function: oxidoreductase activity, acting on NAD(P)H, heme protein as acceptor. The transcript is spliced from 9 exons.